Cetraspora pellucida is the source of this 528-nucleotide messenger RNA. NCBI's taxonomy places the organism in Eukaryota, Fungi, Glomeromycota, Glomeromycetes, Diversisporales, Gigasporaceae. The record is from the annotation of a GenBank genome assembly.
AUGCCACAGUAUAAUUCAUGGGAAGGUGAAGAUAAUGUGAUUCGUAAACAAGCUUAUGGUGAUAUAGUUACACCACGAAAUUCUCAUACGACUGUAUUAAGACUUCAAACCUCUACUCGAACACCAAAUUAUAACCUUUAUUUAUUUGAUGCUCAAAAUUAUGCUUGGAUUUCUUCGAGUCAACCAAAUUUGUUUAAAACAAAUUCAUCAACAAAUUCAUCAACAAAUUCGUCUACACCAAAUUCAAAUUCAACACCUUUGACCAAUCCGUGGCUAGCUGGUUUUCUUAUUGCAUUCAGUGUUAUAAGUGGUCUUAUCUCGAUAAUUACUGGAUUAUUUUGUUAUUUAAAAUCAAAAAAUCGUCGUGAUAAACCUAUCCCAACGCCUGGUACUUAUAUCGAUAAUACUCCAAUUAAUUACGCUAAAACAAAAGUUAUUCCAACGCCUGGUACUUAUACACAUAAUGCUCCAACACCUUACACUAACGCAGAUGUUUUUUCAACACCUGGUACUAAUAUUUAUAGAUAA